Messenger RNA from Tuber aestivum (summer truffle), 2356 nucleotides. The record is from the annotation of a GenBank genome assembly. NCBI's taxonomy places the organism in Eukaryota, Fungi, Ascomycota, Pezizomycetes, Pezizales, Tuberaceae.
GGCGCUCUACCGCACUUCAAAGACCUAGAUUGUUAUGGUACAGGUACUGUACAGGUACAACACCGGUUCACUUGGGAACCGUUUGGUACGGAUUGGUUGAUCGCUGGCCGGCUAUGGUGGUCUUGGAUGGAUAUCGUUUCCAAGCGUUUUGCUUUCUUUUUCCGGACAUUAAGAUCACGAUAUUCCCCACAUUCUUCCCCGCGCUGUUGAUCCUAUUCCUAUCAGCCCCCCUAUUUCUUUUAUCCUUUCAACAUUUUUAUCCCCCUCCAUCACCACAACCCAGGAUUGUUCUCCACAAUUUGCUCCCCUCUUUCUUCCCCAUGGCAGACAACACGGAACCACAGAAUUGCAUCAAGAGACUUAAAACCGCUCGAGCAUGCGAUCAAUGCAGGAGUGGUCGCUCACGGUAAACCCUGCUCUCCUUUCCUCCGUCGACCCCACCAUUCCCCUGUGGAUCUUCUGGUGCAGGAAGCAGGAAAAAAAAGGUGUCAUUUCUUCAUCCGUCGGGCCAGCCCGUACCCCAAGCUAACCCUGCUCUUGUUAAGCUGCGAUAUUGAAACCCCACAUGCCAGCAAGCGCGAGGGCAACAAUUGCGCGAGGUGCGAGAGACUUAAGCUCGAGUGCACCUUUAUGCUACCUAUCGGGGAGACCAGAGGGAGGAGGGCUACCGCUCAGAAGUAUUAUCACUCCUCACCGAUUUCCCCAAACGGCCCCGUGGCGGCUAACUGCGUUUUCUAGACAGGGUUUAAACCCGCACACCCGACACUCCCCCAGUACGGAAUCUGGGUAAGUAAAUCCGGCAGCCCACCUAGCGGGUAGGUCCGCUCCGACCCAAUUCCGGAUCUGACGGUUUAGUACGAUAGGACAUUCGCUACUCUAUCUACCGUCGAUCCAUGCCCCGACCCAACGGAAAGGUACGGCAAUACCUUUACCCUCUUCCUCACUCCCCCCCCCCCGUAAUCAGGGUUAGGGUUGUGACUAACCUUAAAUUAGGUUCAAAGCAUUUCUAGUCAAAUACCUUCCGAUAAUAACUCCGAAGGACCUAUCUCAUGAUUCUCCAAUUCUCCUCGGUCUCUGUGCUCGGCUGCUUACAGUGCUAUGUUCCGAGUCGAGCACGGAUCCCGCGGUCGAUGAGCUGAGGACACCUUUGGAGGCGUACAUGCUCACCAAGAGCCCGUUCAAAAACCCCGCAUUACAGAACGUGCAGGCGUUAAUGCUCCUAGCGUUACUGGUUGAUGAGAAGAGCUACGGGUUGAAAUUCACUACGGUACGUUUCUCAGGAAAGGAGGACACGGAAAGAGAGGAGAGGAUAGGCGUAUUGAUAAGUUAGGCUGUACGAAUGGCAUGUUCUCUGGGAUGGAAUUUACAACCCGGCGAUGCAGAGGAGGGGAGCGGGUCAGCUUAUGAGAGGAAUUUGUGGUGGGCGUUGGUGAUUCAAGAUAUUUGGUCCCUCCCUAACUCCCAUCACCUCGGACAUUGCAAGCUAAUAGACACGCAGGUUAUAUUUGUACUCCGGCCUCCCUAUGCUCAUCAACUACAAAGACUUUGCCGUGCCAAGGCUGGCAGAAACAGCGCCUCCAAUCUUCGCACACCUGCUUACACUGUCUGAGAUUCUCCGCUCAAUAAUCCGCCCGACAUCGCUGGCAGAGUCAACUCCCCAUUUAGCGCCAACGCCAUACCAGGCACUACAAGUUUGGGAAUCCUCACUCCCGCGUAUAGAGACACGAAUUAACACCCCUACCUCUCCGGCAGUGACUGUGUCCGAAAAGUUCAUGUCGCCAGAGUCUGUGGUGCAACUCCUCCACACAACUAUACUAGCGCUCUUGAUACUGGAUAACAGUAACGAGGUUGUCAACACCAAUCCGGAGGUUAGGCUCUCGCGUGUAUUGGGCUUGCAUGUGGAGUUCCCAAACGUGUUCCGUAGGUUUGGAGUGCUGGGAAGGUGCGCGGCUAUUUGUGCGCUGGCUAUGGUAAGAUUAGGAAGAGGUGUAGAGUUGGAAGAGUGGAAAAGAGUUGUUGGAGAGGGGGUUUGGAGAAAGGUAGUGGAGAAGGAGCAGAGUGGGGGUGGGUGGAAAGUGGUUUGGGAGAUUUGCGAGUAGGUGGUGUUCCUUAGGUAAUUUCCUUUUUUAAAUUUUUAUGGGGAUAUAACAUUAUUAUGGUGAUACCAAGGUUUAGGUUAUUAUCCCGACCAGACGUUCUUUGUAAGGGUUGAUUCGUACUAGCUAUGUCGUGUAUACAGUCGCCAGUCGUCGUCGCCAUGUUCUUAGGAGAUGUAGGUGGGGUGUGUGGCCUAGCUGGUUGAAGAGCAUGCUUAGUUGGGUAGCCCGGUUACCCCCUAAUGCCUACUUACACUUUU